This is a messenger RNA of Balaenoptera ricei (Rice's whale), 2087 nucleotides long. It is a transcript of the gene GK5, whose product is annotated as glycerol kinase 5. Lineage: Eukaryota; Metazoa; Chordata; Mammalia; Artiodactyla; Balaenopteridae. The record is from RefSeq and is a predicted model, not a curated record. Gene Ontology annotation, biological process: triglyceride metabolic process; glycerol-3-phosphate biosynthetic process; glycerol metabolic process. The transcript has 16 exons. The coding region runs from base 104 to 1708 and encodes 534 amino acids. Gene Ontology annotation, molecular function: glycerol kinase activity. Gene Ontology annotation, cellular component: mitochondrion.
CCGGGGGCGGUGGCCCGGCGGGGAGCGCUCAGCCUCUGAGGUACGGGCGUUUAGAGCGCGCCCGCUCGGCUGGAGGCAGGUGCGGAGAGCCGUGGGGGUCGGGAUGUCAGGGCCGCCCACAGUCCCGGAGCAGACGCGCCCCGAGCAGAGCGCGCCGGACCCGCGGCGCGCAGGCUUCGUGCUGGGGCUGGACGUGGGCAGCUCGGUGAUUCGCUGCCACGUCUAUGACCGCGCGGCGCGGAUCCGCGGCUCCAGCGCUCAGAAGGUAAAAAGUCUUUAUCCUCAAGCUGGCUGGGUUGAAAUUGAUCCUGAUAUUCUCUGGCUUCAGUUUGUUGCUGUAAUAAAAGAAUCUGUCAAAGCUGCAGGACUAGAGAUGAAUCAAAUUGUCGGUCUUGGCAUUUCAACACAGAGAGCAACUUUUAUUACGUGGGACAAGAAAACGGGAAAGCAUUUCCACAACUUCAUUAGUUGGCAAGACCUAAGAGCUAUUGAACUUGUAAAAUCUUGGAAUAGUUCUCUUUUAAUGAAGCUCAUACACAGUUCCUGCCGAGUGCUGCACUUCGUCACUAGAAGUAAACGAUUUUUAGCAGCCAGUUUGUUCACUUUCACAACCCAGCAUGUUUCUUUGAGAUUGGCCUGGAUUUUGCAGAACCUGACUGAGGUGCAAAAGGCAAUUGAAGAAGAAAAUUGCUGCUUUGGGACUAUUGAUACCUGGUUGUUACAUAAGCUCACAAAAGGUUCUGAAUUUGCCACAGAUUUUUCAAAUGCCAGUACAACUGGACUUUUUGACCCAUAUGAGAUGUGUUGGAGUAAGCUCAUCACCUCCCUGCUUUCAAUCCCGCUCUCUCUCCUGCCUCCCGUGAAGGAUACGAGCCACAAUUUUGGAUCAGUGGAUGAAGAGAUAUUUGGCAUGCCUAUACCAGUAGUGGCCUUGGUUGCUGACCAGCAAUCAGCCAUGUUUGGAGAAUGCUGCUUCCAGACAGGAGAUGUGAAGUUAACCAUGGGAACUGGGACAUUUUUGGAUAUUAAUACUGGAAAUAACCCUCAACAGAGUGUUGGAGGCUUUUAUCCAUUAAUUGGGUGGAAGAUUGGGCAAGAAGUGGUGUGCUUAGCUGAAGGCAAUGCAGGAGACACCGGUACUGCCAUACAGUGGGCUCAACAGUUAGAUCUGUUCACAGAUGCUGCUGAAACUGAAAAAAUGGCCAAAAGUUUGGAAGAUUCUGAAGGAGUUUAUUUUGUUCCAUCUUUUAGUGGAUUGCAGGCUCCAUUAAAUGACCCCUGUGCGUGUGCCUCUUUUAUGGGUUUGAAGUCUUCCACCAAUAAAUACCACCUUGUACGAGCAAUAUUGGAGUCAAUAGCUUUCAGAAACAAACAGUUAUAUGAGGUGAUGCAGAAAGAGAUCCACAUUCCUGUAAGAAAAAUCCGAGCAGAUGGAGGAGUUUGUAAGAACAGUUUUGUCAUGCAGAUGACUUCAGACCUGAUUAACGAGACGAUAGACAGACCCGUCCACGUUGAUAUGUCCUGCGUAGGUGCAGCUUCUCUAGCUGGCCUUGCUGUUGGGUUUUGGACUGACAAGGAGGAACUAAAGAAACUGAGGCAAAGUGAAAUAGUUUUCAAGCCACAGAAGAAAUGGCAAGAAUAUGAAAAGAAUAUGGGAAACUGGGUCAAAGCAGUGAAACGCUCCAUGAAUUGGUAUAACAAGACAUAGCACUAACGGAAUGACUGAAACCACGCGUGGCUGGUUGUGUGAUGUGCAGAUGAGACAAAGCUCAGGGACAACAAUACGACCAUGACUGAGAGGAGAAGACUGGAGCCGAGCUCUGCAACCCGAGAGAAAAAGCACUGCUUUUUUGAAAACAAAACAAAACCCCUCAUUGAAAAAAAUUCUAAACCUUGGUAAGAUUGUAAGGCAACAAUACCUCAGAACUUUUAAAUCUUCUGUUUUGUAGCAAAUUCCCAAGGACGUUAGCCAUUUCCAACCAUGUUUUGACAGUCACGGGUCCUCCUCCUGUUUGUACUGGGCCAAUAUGAACAUAAUUGUUUACUAUCUGAGUAAAUAGUUCCGGGUCAAGCACCGUUCGUGUUUU